This is a messenger RNA of Chlamydomonas reinhardtii, 3539 nucleotides long. RefSeq lists its product as uncharacterized. Lineage: Eukaryota; Viridiplantae; Chlorophyta; Chlorophyceae; Chlamydomonadales; Chlamydomonadaceae. The coding region runs from base 259 to 2844 and encodes 861 amino acids. The transcript is spliced from 5 exons. The record is from RefSeq and is a predicted model, not a curated record.
UAUAUGAGUAUGGCGACGUGGUUUGACGCUUAAGGCGGGAGCGGGGGGAGCAUAGACGGGAUGGGUUUCUGUAGAUGGUUAACAUGUGAAACAGUAAAAACUGUGUGUAAACAAUUACCCUGUUAUUCAUAUGGUCCAUGUUUGAUGGCUUAACGACAAACAUGCAGAAAGGUUCAGCAAACUUGCAACAUUCUUCGCGGAAUUCACUCAACUUUGACCAACAGUAACGCUCAUAAGUUGCCGCGGAACAGUCUCACAAUGCGUGAACUUUUACAGAGUAAUGCUGGUGAUGCCGGCCUGUCCACCGGUGCUGCUAUCGGCAUUGCGCUUGGCGUCCUCGGCGGAGUCUUAGUUAUCACUGCGGUGCUGGUCUACUUCUACAAGCGCUAUGGACUGCCUUGCUUUAAGGAGCUGCAGGGCAUCCCGCCCGAACGCAAGCAGCUGGUGUUCACGGACCUGGGCCGCAUCCCGGACAGCAGCGCCGCCGCAGCCGGCAGGGGCCGGCCAGGCACAGGCGCCACCGGCGCCGCCGGCAGACCGGUCAGCGCGGGCCCGGGCGCCGGGGCGGGCGGCGCGGGUGCCGUGGUGGUGGCGGUGUCGGCGGGGCAAGGCGGGAGCGGCGGCGCGGCCACGGGCGGGGGGGCGUCCAGCGGCCCCGUGAGCCCCUCCGGCGGUGGCGGCAGCGGGAGACCGUUCAGUGCCGGCGGCAACAGGCCGGCCUCAGCGCGCCCCGCCAGCGCCGCCAACUACGCGGCGGGCAACCGCACUGCCGCCGCCACUUCAGCCAUGAUGGCCAUGGCGGCGGCCGCAGGCACAGGCGCCGCCGCCUCCCCCCGCGGCCGCCCCGCCAGCGCCAAAGCCGCCGCCGCCGCGGCCGCGGCCGCUGCCUCCGCGGCCGCCAUAGCCGUGGCAACGGCGGCGGCGCCACCCGCCACCGCCAUGACUGGCACCGCCGCCGCGGCCGGCGGGUCUGUGGGCUCGCAGCCGCCGCCGUCGCCAGCGCGGCCGCCUGCGCUGCCGGCGCUGUCUAUGGGGGCUGAGCAGGAGCCGCUGCCGACCACGCCCGGCUCCAUUUCCAGCCCGCGCGGGGCCGGCCGGGCCUUCGCAAGCACUCUGGAGCCGUCGCCGCUGCGCGUCAGCGCCACCGGCCUGUCGGCGGCAGGCGGCGGCGGCGGCGGCGGUGCGGGUCCGGGCGGCUCGUUGGCGGCUGAGAGCACCGGGCUAGGGGCGGCGGGCGCGAGCGUCGGAAGCAGCAGGCCGGGCUCGGCGUCGGGGCGGCCAGGGGCAGGCGGGGGUGGGGGCGGAGGCGGGGGCGUGUCUGCGGCGCCGCAGCUUCUGGGUCCGGUGGGCGGCGGCGGCGGCGGCAGUGGCCGGCCCAGCACCGACCGACAUAGCGGGUCCAUGGCGUGUGUGGCGGCGGCGGCAGGGGUGGGAUCAGGAGCCGCAGGCAUGCCGGUGGGGCCGCGGCAGUCGGCGGCGGUUGUGGGCGGGCUGGUGGGCGCUGGCGGCGGCAUCGGCCGAGGCGUCGGCGGCGGCGCCGCCGCGGCGGCGGCGCCCGGGCCGAGCGCCAGCAGUGCGCUGCCGCCUGCGCUGGUGGCGACGGGCAGUGUGACGACGGCGUGGGGUCGCGGGCAGGCCCCGGCCGCCGGCACCGGUGUGGCGGGUCAGCAGCAGCAGCCGGCGGUGGGGCGCAUGCUCAACUCAGAGGUGCUGCCCGUGUCGCCGCUGGAGGUCUUUGACACUGCCGCCCCCAGCCCGGUGCGGGCCAGUGGCGGCAGUGGCACGUCAGCAGCAGGCACAGCAGGCGCAGCGGCCUGGGGCACCGACGGCCGGCUCUCCGCUUCCUCCACCUCCGCCGCCGCCGGCGGCGGCGGGGCCGGGCCUGGGGGCGCCACCGGCCGCCCGCCGCUGGCUGGGAGAGGCGCCGGCGCCGCCGCCAGCGGCAGCGGCGCGCCGGGCUCGCCCGCCCUGACCGCCGCCGCCACGGCAGCGGCCGGCUACAGCCCCUCCCGGGGCCCCGCCGCGCGCUCCCGGCCGGGCAGCGGCGGCGGACCCGGCGGCGACGGCGCCGCAGGUGCCGCCGGGGGCAGGGGCCCGGGCGCGGCGCGGUCGAGGCCGGGCAGUGGCAACGAUGGCGGCGGCGAGCCCCGGGGCAGCGCUGGCGCCCGGACGUCGGCGGCGGGCGGUGGGAUUGUGGCGCGCAAGAGCUCAGUGGGAGUGGCAGAUGAGGCCGGCUCGGUGGCGGGCAGCGGCGCCAGCAGCCAGUUCCACUCCUUCUCACACGCCGGAGACGACGUGGCGGCGCAGGCGGCAGCGGCAGCAGCGGCAGCAGCAGCAGCCGCGGCAGCUGGGCCGGGGCUGCUGGGGUCGGAGCGGGUGUCUGCCUCGUCAGCAACUGCAGCGCCCGACGGAGGCGGCAAUGGGGGCGGUGGCGGCUACGCCUCGCAGCGCUCGCGACUCAGCGCCAUCACCAUACCGCAGGGGCCAAACGUGGGCUCUGCGGGUGUGGCGGGCACGGUGAUGCUCAGCACAGGCCCCGCGCACGAGGCGGCGGCGGAGGGGGCGGCGCGGGGGGCAGCAGCAGGAGGCAGUGGCGGAGGCGGGGGCGGUGCUGGCGCAGGUGGAGGUGCGGGCGGCGGUGCGGGUGGAGGUGCAGGCGGCGGGGGCAUGUCCCCGCACUCGUCGCCCACGCAGGUGGCCUGGGCGGCGGCGGUGUCACUGGGCAGCCGGCUGUUCGGGCGCUCCGGCCGCUCGCCGUCGGGGGCACAGCACGGGCAGGGCCCCAGCCUGGGAGGCGGCCAGGGGCAGGGGCCGCUGUGGGGGCCGGGCGGCAGCACGGAAUGAAGGAGGCUGUGGGGUUGUGGUUGGCAGGAGCACGCAGGAGCGUGUGAGUGUGUGUUGAUGCGGCUGGUACGACGGACGGCUUGAAGAAGCAGGCUGUAGGCCCAGGGGCGCGUGCUUUGGCCGGUAGAUCAACUGGGUCGGGGUGUGCGAACCGCAGUGCCCACUCGCGCAUGCGGCACACAGCAGUAGAGCCCUUCGGACAGUCAUGCACCGAGUCAAUGGGGCCUGCGAGGGGUGGGGGGCCCGCACGAACCCGGCUGGGCGCGUGCUAUAUAGUUUCGACCUAUCAAUGGCGCUAGCGCGCUGUGUGAUGCCGCUGUGCUGUGCGGCGGCCCCGCUGGCCGCCUGUGUAAGCGCUGGAUGCCAUACUGAUGGCUUGGUCGUGUGGCUUGGUCGGUAGGAAGACAUGGAAAAUGAGGAGGCUAGCAGCCCUUGCGUGCUUGGAUGUUGUCGGGGCAAGCACGGUCUGCUGGAUGGCGUCAGGGUGAGCUGAAAUUACAAUAGGCUCCGCCGGUCCAACUCAGGGUUCGUGCCAGGAAUGAGGGAUGCACAUACUCGCCGCACACAAAAUGCAAUCGAGCGUGCUCGCCAUGGAGACACAUGCAACUGCAAUUUCUCUUGCUCUUUGGAAGUAAAGGCAAAAAGCUGCACAUGCACAUCCAUCGUUUGCUCCUUCUGUCAUGGCUUCAACGGAC